AUGGCGACUGUCAAGAGUUUUUCUCACUCCCGACGAGAGUAUGCUUCCGCUGGACCCCGUCCAAAUCGCUACUCUAAUCAACAGGCUAAGCCGGGGAGCGACAUCUCUGACGCGUUUUCGUCUCUGGCUGGGGCUCCAAUAUUAGAACUGCCCCAGCGAUACUCUGAGCUGAAGAAGGAACUAGUCCCUGGACUCAGGGACCAAGAGGUUCUUUUGAAGAACUGGAACGAAGUCCUUGAUUGUUUAAAGCACACUAAUGCGAGGAUCAAAGAACAAGGUGGAAAGAUCAUCCCCCGGCUACUGUUUAGUGAUAUCGAGAAUGGGAGAAUCGAUCCUGACAUCUUGGAACAAGUUCGCAGCGUCGGAACUGUCAUAGUGAAAGGGGCAGUGACAAAAGAGCAAGCGCUAGGUUGGAAAGAGUCCAUCAAACGGUACGCUGCCGAUAAUCGUGAUCGAGCUCGAGGCUUUCCAAAGGAUGAUCCUCAAGUCUGGGAGUUCUAUCAUUCGCGUCCCCAAGUCUCGGCACGCACUCAUCCAGCCAUAUUGAAGACCCAAGCAUUCCUACUUACCCAAUGGAGAGCGGACGCGGACGCGGAGAUCAGCCUUGGGAACCCUAUCUCAUACUUCGAUCGUUUGAGAAUCCGCUUUCCCGGUGAUAUGACAUUUGCCUUAGGUCCUCAUAUCGAUGGUGGCUCUGUGGAGAGGUGGGAAGACAACAAAGCGUACCGAAAGUGCUUCUCGAGAAUCCUUUCUCCCAACUGGAAGUCGCAUGACGCAUUUGACGCGACGCACAGGAUUGAGGCCAAAAUGGAUAUUUACGCAGGGCCCAGUGCGUGCAAUGUUUUCCGGCCAUGGCAAGGAUGGGUCUCGAUGUCGUCAACGUCCGCCAAUGAAGGGACGCUUCAAGUCUAUCCUAACACACUUCUAUCAACAGCCUAUUUGAUUCUUCGAGCUUUCUUCUCACCCAUUCGUACCGCAUCUGAGUUUGGUGGAAAUAAGAACGGAUAUCUUGCCGCAGAGAACUGGGCACUCGAUUUGGAAUCAACAGCCUUUCCUGGCAGUGUUCCCGGUCGUGCCCAAGAACUGUCUGAUGAAACCCACCCGCACCUUGAAUUAACGGAAACAAUGACAUCCGUCCCUCCCGUUGAUCCUGGAGACCAAGUGUAUUGGCAUUGCGACACUAUCCACGCUGUAGAGUCUCAACACCGUGGAAAGGGCGAUUCGUCCGUUAUGUACAUUCCAGCUGUCCCCGUAACGGUAAACAAUGCCGAAUACCUUGCAGCCCAGCGGGCUUCGUUCAUUACUGGAUAUCGACCAUACGACUUUUCGAGCGUAGAAGGUGAGAUUGGAUUUAUAGGUCGCGGAAGUCUUCAAGAUAUCAAUGAAGGCUCGCUCUCCCGACGAGCUUAUGGGUUAGAGAAGUUUGAAGCUUUGGGGAAUGGGAAUGGGGAGGCCAAUGCGAUUGAGAAAGCCAAUGAAUGGCUAUUCGGCCCGCAUUCGUUGUGA
Messenger RNA from Cantharellus anzutake, 1506 nucleotides. Its product is annotated as DUF1479-domain-containing protein. The record is from RefSeq and is a predicted model, not a curated record. Lineage: Eukaryota; Fungi; Basidiomycota; Agaricomycetes; Cantharellales; Hydnaceae. The coding region runs from base 1 to 1506 and encodes 501 amino acids. The transcript is spliced from 12 exons.